Molecule: messenger RNA, 2197 nt
Organism: Glycine soja
Lineage: Eukaryota; Viridiplantae; Streptophyta; Magnoliopsida; Fabales; Fabaceae
Product: protein MAINTENANCE OF MERISTEMS-like
Exons: 5
Coding region: 62-2059 (665 amino acids)
Biological process (GO): meristem development; meristem maintenance
Source: RefSeq, a predicted model, not a curated record
UUUUUUGCAGCCAGCUUCUCCCCUGUUUGCAGGUUCCCCUUCCCUUGUUUGGAGUUUUAAUAUGGCAAGUUCGUCAUCAUCUAAUCAUUAUGACGUGGCAUCUGGACCAUUAGAGGAUGAUUUACUGUGGAUGCAAAAAAACCAUAUAUCACAACAUAUUUGGAAUGAUGCUAAUCAAAGGACAUUAAAAAUUCGACGAGCUACACCACUGUAUAAUCAUAGAGAAGCACCGCCCGAGGAAAUUAUUCCUUUAUUACAAGUUUCGGGUUUGUACCCGAUAAUGAAAUUGGCGCAAUUGAAGAUAAAUGGAGCAUUAGUUAAUGCUUUUAUUGAAAGGUGGAGGCCAGAAACACAUACAUUUCAUUUGAAGUGUGGCGAGGCAACUAUUACACUUCAAGAUGUUUCUGUGCUACUUGGUAUUUCUGUUGAUGGAAGACCUUUAACCGGCAAUACAAAUAUUGAUUGGUUUGAGUUGUGCCAUGAAUUAUUGGGUGUCAUGCCUGACGAUGAUGCAGUUGACGGGAACUCACUUUUAUUGAGUUGGCUGACUUCUCAAUUUGCAAAUAUUAAUGAUUUCAUAGGCAACCAACAAGGGCUUGAAAGAUUUGCUCGAGCUUGGAUCUUAAGAUUCAUAGGAGGCGUGAUGUUUGUUGAUAAAAGCAGCAAAAGGGUGCCAAUGAGAUAUUUGCAAUUUUUGAGAGACCUUAGAGAGUGCAGCACUUAUGCAUGGGGAGCUGCUCUUCUGGGUAACCUUUAUAGAGAGAUGUGCAUCGCAACAGACUAUCAUGCUAAAUCAAUAGGCGGUUUCACUCUCUUGAUUCAGUUAUGGGCAUGGGAACGAUGCCCAACGUUAGCCCCGUCAGUUAUUCCUCCACAACAACAAAACGCGCCACUUGCUUACAGAUGGUUAGGAGGUGAAUUGCAUCACAUAGGCAAUGACAAUUUACUUGAGUUUCGUCGUAAAUUAGAUGUCAUGAAACGCGACGAGUUUGUUUGGGUCCCUUAUGCUGGACAUGUGGAAAUGAAUUUGAGUCAAGUUUGUUUUAUUGGGUCUGUAUUAUGGACAUGUAUCGUACCACUUAUUUGUUUUCAAAAAGUGGAAUGGCACCAGCCGGAUAGAGUCAUGCGACAGUUUGGAAUGCAACAACCUAUUCCGGGCCCAGUAAUGCAACCCGAAAACAUACAUGACUUGACCUUAAAGGGAAAAGAAGGAAGAAAUUGGAUGCGACUAAUGCAACCCGCGCUUAAUGAAUGGAAUAGUCGCUAUGAAAGGAGAGUAGAACAAACGCCGCCACAAACAGGGACCCUUAGUCUGAACUCUGAAUAUAUGAGGUGGUACAGGCGUAAGACAAAAGUUUAUGUCGACCCAAAACAUGCAAGAAGAGGACUAUUGGGUGAAAUCGCGGAAACACUACAUUUUAUGGUGUCGCCUGUUGGGAGAAGGGUUUGUACUUUUGAUGAUUUACUGCCAUGUAUCGAGAAGAUCACUCUUAUAUCUGAAGAAGAGGAUAGGAUACUUGAGGCACAUCAAGAUGCUCCCCCUUCUCAGCCACAAUUUGAACAUCAGCAGUUUAAUAUACUACAGCGAAGUGUGGAGACUCGAGGCUUAGGGCGACGUCGGCAAACUGUGGAUGCAGCACCGUACAGUUUGCCUCCGAUGCCAGAACGAGAACAUGGAAUGUAUUACACACCGCCGGUAUUCACCCAAGAACCAUCGCAGAUGGCGCCGAUGUAUUCAUACCCACAUGAUUUCCAACCAGGGUACAGUAUGACAGGCAUAUUUGGAUCCUCUCCUCCUUCAGGGGGGACUCCUUCAUUCACCCAAAAUAAUGAACUACCGACCCCAAAUGCUCCACUUGGUGGUCCGUGGAAUGUACCUGGAAAUAUACCCGACAUGAAUGACUUAUUGGGGGUCGAUUUACGUCAUGAUUUCUCUGCCGAGGCUGACGAAGUGGAUGAAAGGGGAAAUCUUAGAAGAAGAAACCCUGAUAGGGCAGCUAGGAAUUGGGAUCGGCCAUGUGGGACAUCGUCGCGGCAUCACAGACAUAGUCAUGAUUGAUUAAUAAUGGGUUUACAUUGUAUUGUUUUUUUCCAUGUACUUUGUAUUGUUUUUUUUUUCUUCAUGUUUUAACAAUGUCAUGUACUUUCAAAUAUUGUUUUCAUGUUAAUUUUAUAUUAUUGUUACUUUAACGUUCAA